AUGGUAAGUUUUCCUUUGCCGCCCAUCCGCUCGCCCCAGCUCACGGUCACUGACACGGAGUGCCUGGCAGAUGAUGAAGGCCGUGAAAGGACGGAGUGCACGGCCGUCCAUGUGCGGCAUGUGACAGCUGUCAACGCCUUCAGCUGUGCAGAUGUGGUGCUGAAGCGUGGUACUUCACGGCUACACCUGCGCGCCAAGGGCAGUGGCAUGAAUUUAGGUAUGGAUUGCAACAAGGUCGUUGAGGAAACCACGGAGACCUUCGUUGAUGCCCACGAGCACUAUGACAUGCUCGAGCAGCUAGGUCGUGGCUCCAUUUCGACUGUGAGGAAAGCAGUCCGGAAAAAGGAUGGCCUCGUCGUUUCAUUGAAGAUUGCUGGUAGCAAAGACAAGUCAUCCUUAGUUGAGGCUGAAUUCAAGAUGCUGCAGUCGAUCAAGCACCGCAACAUCAUCAGCUCUUUUGACUACUUUGAAACAUCAGUGAGUUCCAUUUUAGUUCUGGAGUACUUUGCUGGGAGCACGAUGGAGGACGCGGUGCGCCAAGCAGCCCAGGGGCACCUUCCCGAGCUUACUUCCAGAGAACUCUUCCGGUCUUUGCUGUCGGCUGUGUGCUACUUGCAUACAAGUCGCAUCAUCCACCGGGAUGUAAAGCCUUCCAACGUGAUGGUUUCGGUAUGCUUGUCAGACUUGCGUUUGUUGGACUUCAAUGUGGCCAAGCGGCUCACAGAGGGAGGCGCAAUGACCAUGACGGGCACUCGCCUUUACUUUGCACCGGAGGUGAUCAACGGCGAGCCGCCAUCAGAAGCAAAUGAUGUUUGGGGCUGUGGCAUUUGCUUGUUCUACAUGUUGGCAGGGCGACUCCCUUGGAAGACUCUUCCGGAGAGCGUUUUUGUGGACCAUCCGGCACUAAAGGUCACUGGCUCCUGGUGCCAAAAUCUGUCGGAACCAUGCAAAUCUGUGAUCCGUCAGUGCUUGACAGUGGAUUAUCACUGGAGACCACCCGUCAGAACCAUUAUGAUGCACGAAUGGUUCUGGGCAGAUGGUUUCGAUCCUUGCUCCGAUGCCGAUUUGAACGCAGACAUCACCCCAUCCCCUUCAAGAAGUUCGCGCAGAACCACACUGUGA
Messenger RNA from Durusdinium trenchii, 1122 nucleotides. NCBI's taxonomy places the organism in Eukaryota, Dinophyceae, Suessiales, Symbiodiniaceae. The record is from the annotation of a GenBank genome assembly.